GCCGCGUUCCUCUACCGCACACCUCCCUUUUCCCCUCCCUCUGGCCUCAGCGCCGCGCUGGCGGGGCCGGAGAGGGCAGGCGGCGCGGGAAGGCGGCGCUCCUAGCAUGGACGGGCCAUGUGUAUCCUAAGGAAUAACAGCAGCUGCUGCGCCCACGAUGGGGAGCAGAGGAAUGCGAGGAGGAGAGGGCUCGCUGGGGCAGAAUCAAAGAACCUGUGUGUGACAUCGUCAUGAAUGAGAGAAGAAAGUAAUACAGUGUUGGAGGUGCCUGUUUGCUGCCACUGUUUAGAGGGAAAAUGAUGCAUUAUGGGGACUCACUCGAAGGGAGUGAAUGAGAUGAACUGUUUGGGUUAUAGUAUCUGAAAGGCUAAAUUAUUCUCUUGGAGAGACGUUCUAAAUGAGCCUGACCGAGAUCCUGGAUCUGUGUGAAGAGGACUAAGGAUAUAGGAUGUCAACUGAGACAGAACUUCAAGUGGCUGUUAAAACCAGCACAAAGAAAGACUCCAAAAAGAAAGGUCAGGAUCGCAGCGAAGCCACUUUGAUAAAGAGGUUCAAAGGUGACGGUGUCCGCUACAAGGCCAAGCUGAUCGGGAUCGAUGAGGUUUCUGCUGCCCGAGGGGACAAGUUAUGCCAGGACUCCAUGAUGAAGCUCAAGGGAAUUGUUGCUGCGGCUCGAUCAAAAGGAGAACAUAAACAAAAAGUCUUCUUAACAGUUUCCUUUGGGGGAAUCAAAAUCUUUGAUGAAAAGACAGGGCUACUCCAGCAUCACCACGCAGUUCAUGAAAUUUCCUACAUUGCAAAGGAUAUCACAGACCACCGAGCAUUUGGAUACGUGUGUGGAAAGGAGGGAAAUCAUAGAUUUGUGGCAAUAAAAACAGCCCAGGCAGCUGAACCUGUAAUCCUGGACUUACGAGACCUGUUUCAGCUCAUCUACGAACUGAAACAAAGGGAAGAAAUGGAAAAAAAGGCACAAAAGGACAAACAGUGUGAGCAGGCGGUAUACCAGGUUCCUACCAGCCAAAAGAAGGAAGGUGUUUAUGAUGUGCCAAAAAGUCAACCUGUAAGUCUGGAGAAUGGAAACUUAUUGCUGGACAUUGAUGAAAAUCUUGUUUCAGUCACUCAGGCUGUUACCCAACUAGAGCUUUUUGGGGACAUGUCCACUCCUCCUGAUGUAACCUCUCCCCCAACUCCUGCUACUCCAGGUGAUGCCUUUAUCCCAUCUUCAUCCCAGUCACUCCCUGCUAGUACAGACAUGUUUGGUUCUGUACCUUUCAGCACUGCUGCCGUACCCUCAGGUUAUGUUGCCAUGGGAGCUGUCCUGCCCUCCUUCUGGGGACAGCAACCCCUUGUUCAGCAGCAGUUGGCCAUGGGUGCCCAGCCUCCAGUCGCUCAGGUGAUGCAGGGAGGACAGCCCAUCGCGUGGGGCCAGCCCGGCAUCUUUCCUCCCACCCAGCAGCCGUGGCCAUCCGUGGCUGGCCAGUUCCAGCCCACUGCCUUCAUGCCAACACAAACUGUUUUGCCUUUACAAGCAGCCAUGUUUCAAGGUACCAUUGCUCCUAUAGCCACCGUCCCACCCACGAGCGAUUCCAACAGAUCGAGUCCGCAGACAGACAGGCCCAGACAGAAAAUGGGAAAAGAAAUGUUCAAAGAUUUCCAGAUGGCUCAGCCUCCGCCAGUGCCAUCAAGAAAACCAGAUCAGCCUUCCCUCAGUUGUACCUCAGAGGCCUUCUCAAGUUACUUUAACAAAGUUGGGAUGGCACAGGAAGCAGAUGAUUGUGAUGACUUUGACAUCUCUCAGUUAAAUUUGACUCCUGUGACUUCCACGACACCAUCUACAAAUUCACCUCCAACCCCUGCACCCAGACAGAGUUCUCCAUCAAAAUCAUCAGCAUCUCAUACGAGUGACCCUGCUGCAGAGGACCUCUUUGAAGAGGGGUUUGAAAGCCCAAGCAAAAGUGAGGAGCCAGAGGCUCCUGAUGGGUCUCAGGCCUCCUCCAACAGUGAUCCCUUUGGUGAGCCAGCUGGUGAUACUAUAAGUCCACAGGUCGGUAGCUAGAUAGCACAGGUUGGGGAAGCAGAACCUCUCUACGCGCAGAUUAACAGACCUAAGAAAUAGCAUUGUUACAGGCUUGUGGUGCUCCAAGACUCAAACGAAACCCAACAACCUGGCGGGCCUUUGGCUUUCGUGCUUUUUUCCGAUUGAUUUUGUCUGACAAAGGAGAGAGAGUUUGCCCUCCUGGACUGGCUCUGCGAGUAUUCCUGAUGUGUUUUUUUGGCAACCAAUGGCAGAUUCCUAUGGCAGCACAAAACAAAAGCUCUCCCUGCUUCUCACACCACGAGUGCAGCCCCAUCCCCACAAGUGGUGGGUAUCCAGACUAGGAAAUCCUACUCCUCGGUCUUCUUUUAAACGUUUGUCACCUUCUGUGUGCCACCUAUAAAUAAUGAGCAUCUGAAAUCUAUUGGGUGUUAGACAUUCCUUUUUUUUCUUUUCAGCAAAAAGCAGAGUUUGUAUGUAGCAGUGGCAUUAUCAUUCAACAGCCUUUGGGGCACGAGUCGGCACUUUUUAUGUCAUGGUGACAUGUUUUUCAUCUUCAUUUACAUCAGGCUGAUCCUGACCCUUUUUUUUUUUUUUACCCUAUGUAGACAUAUUUAAACAACAAUAACAAAAUACUGGUGGUGUCUUUUUUUUUUUUUUUAAUGUAUUUCUUACUCUGUAGUUUUGUAUGAGUAUGAUCUAACAGUGAAACGCCUCCAGCGGAAAUGAUUCCCAACUUGAAGCCACAGAACAGAACUCGAUUGUUCAUCCAUCCUUGACUGAAAAUGUUGCCAAAUGGACCUUUAAGUUCUAGCACAUCAUGAGGAAGAAAUGCUGCUUUCUGUUGGAAUACUCCUGUUGUGGGUAGAGAAAGGACAGCGAGUCCCACUGAGGAAAGACAAAAGAGUCAGUAUUUCCUAGGAAACUCUAAACAAAAGUGCAGAAAAGGAAUAUUUUUAUUUCUUCAAUAUCUUGCUGCUGUAAUGCUAUGCAGACAAGUGUUUUCUUCUCUGUGUGCCAUUUUUGAUGAAAAAAAAAAUCAUUUGCCAAAUAAUACUGGUAUGCUUCUGGUUUAGGAGUUUGGAUGAAGCGGACUUGACAAAUGGGACAAGGACGGCAUGGAUUUUGGAAUAACAAACUGACUCUGUGAUCAAAAUUGUUCAUCUUUAUCACUUUUUGUACAUCAGAAAAAAAAUCAAAUGGGAUUUUUAUUUUAUAACUUGAAAAAAAAAUCUUACUGUUAAACUCUUUAAAUGUUUAAGGGGAAAUGGCUUUAAGGAGUUCGAAUGAAAAUUGCCAUUUUUUUUUGUAAAUAUAAAUGUUAUGAAAAUUCUUUUACUAAUGCCAUUACACAGUAGAGAAGGUAGCAAGUUGCAGUGCUUGGGAGGUGUGGCAAACCCAGUUUGUGGUUCUCACAUCACAUAUGUUUUUUCACAUGCUUAACAAUAAUGGGCUGAAGCUCAAGUGCAUUUGCCAAAAGCAGUCAGCUUGUCAGCAACUAGUGAAAUUAAUGGGAACACAUGAUUUUGUGGUCUAGCAUUAUCACACGGACAUAAUUCCACUUACAAGAGAUCACUUUCCAUUGACAUUCCUUUGAACCUCUGCAUAGAAGUCAUCCAACUGUUUACACGCAGAACAAAAAGAAUUUAAAACUUCCUUUUUUUACAUUUAUGAAGCAAAAAGUGCAGUGUUUGGGUUCAUAUGUUUAGCACAUGAUUUUCAUAAAGAAUCUAUAUAUUUUUGCCCUACAGAGAAUUGUUAUACAGGUCAAAUGUGUUUUCCUGAUGUUCCUAUGCAGUUACAGUAUAUUGAAUUUACUGGUUUAAGACAAAAAAGAAAAAAAAAGAAGAAAAAAAAAAAAGGAAAAAAGGUUAAAGAAAUCAAAGGAUUAAUCAGUUUUAAGGUAAUUGUGCAGAUUUUGUUUUUAAAUUUACACAUUAGGAUUUACAUUUUUGUCAUGAUUAAAAUAGGCCUGGAGUUAUAAAUGUUUUACUUUCUUUCAUCUCUAUUAUAAGCUAAAAAUGGUUUAGAAGGCAGAAUAACUGGGGUGGUGAUUGUUGGUAUGUGCAACCAAAUCUCACAACAUGAUCCCAUUCUUUUCUUUUGAAUUAGAGAAAUUAGAGAAAUGUGCAUUGCAGAAUGUAUGUGAAUGAGAAAUUAGCUGUGAAUAGACCUAAUGAACCUGCAGAGAGGAGAAUUUGAUCCCCAUCCACGGUCAUUUGAUGCUUGUUCCUUAGUCAUGUCCAAACAGCUUCCUAGCAAAUCUUGGUUUCCCAUUGGAAGAUCAAGUUUUCUAACUGGAGGAGAUCAUUUGAAACUUGGUGGAUCGAGUGUUUCAGGAUUAAAAGCAGAGGUAAAAGCGUUUCUGGAGGACACUUCUGUCAGAAUAUUUUCCUGAUUUGCACAGUGGUGCUACUUUCUUCCUCAGCAGCUUUUUUUUUGGGUUUUGUCCUGCCCAUGGAACCACAAACCCAGUUUUGGUUCGUCACAGACAUUGGAGGUUUAGUGUCAUCAGUGCAUUUCCAGUUAUGGGGUGAAACACAGAGGAGAGAAGAGAUUGCUGUCUCAGAGGAUUGCUUGGUAGGAAGCAGAUCACUCACGGAUAGGUGCCGAGGGAAUGAGGCUGGAAUUCUGGUGUCUCUGGACCAUCACCACGGACCUUUGUCUUACUUUUGCUCACAAAUAAAAACAGAUUCUGGAUUGUCUCGUCCUGUGAUCGUCCUUGUCGUGGCUGGGAUGCUGAGCUGAGAGGGCUGCAGGGCCUCUGCACUGUACCAGUAUUGUAGAUAACUCCAAUAUCCAGCUUGUGCAAUUGUUUAAUCCCUCAUCCUUCACUAGCACUAAAUUUGUCACUUUAAAUUUACAAACCAGGGAACCCCACCAGCCAUCCUGUUACCAUCCCCCCCGUAGGUUCUUGAUCUUUACCUGUCAUGAAAAGAUAUUUUGAUAGAUCGUAGUCAUCCAAGUGUCUGAUGAAACCUUUCAUCUCAAUAACGUACUGGGCACCUUCUUUGCAAAAAUGUUUACUCCGUGGUUUUCAUUCAGUUUUAUUUCUGCAUUCUGGCACUUACUUUUUUAAUAAAGAUGAGAAAGAUAAAAUGACUGUUGCAGUACAUUUCUAAACCUACUUUAACUUUACCUCAGAUAACGACCAUUUGUUAAGAUAUUAUUUUUAACUUUAUGUGUAAUGCAUUCAGCAACAACAACAGAAACCAACAAAUUUUUAGAGAUUUUCCAUUAAUUUCUGUAACACACCAUGUAAUACUGUUAUGAAUAAAAACAUUAAAAAAAGGUG
Molecule: messenger RNA, 5330 nt
Organism: Serinus canaria (Common canary)
Lineage: Eukaryota; Metazoa; Chordata; Aves; Passeriformes; Fringillidae
Gene: DAB1
Product: DAB adaptor protein 1
Exons: 15
Coding region: 449-2056 (535 amino acids)
Biological process (GO): ventral spinal cord development; lateral motor column neuron migration
Source: RefSeq, a predicted model, not a curated record